AGGGACGCUGAACGUUGCGCGUCACGUGACGUUGGUGGAGCCUCGCCACGUCAUCAGGGGGCGUGGCCAGAAGAACCAGGAAGACUGUUGACGCUCUGAAGCUCAAAUCAGUCAAACACAGGAUGGCCCACUUUGAGGAAGUGCUAAAGCAGUCUAAUGUGCACCCAAAGCCUGCAGGCCUGGUUUUGCAGUAUGGCACAGCUGGCUUUAGGACCAAUGCCAAACAGCUGGACCACAUCAUGUUCAGAAUGGGUAUGCUGGCAACCCUCCGCUCCAAGAAGACCAAAGCUACCAUUGGAGUCAUGGUGACUGCAUCGCACAACCCAGAGGAGGACAAUGGAGUGAAACUGAUUGACCCGAUGGGGGAAAUGUUGACGCCGGCAUGGGAGGACUACGCUACCCAGCUGGCCAAUGUUGAGCAAGAAGAGUUGCUCACAUCUCUGAAGGAUAUAAUAGAGAAGGAGGCCAUACAAAUGAGCCAGGAAGCUAAUGUGUUUGUAGGAAAGGAUACCAGGAGCAGUAGUGCCAGACUUUCACAAGCAGUGGUGGAUGGAGUUAUUGCCCUUGGAAGUCAACUGAAAGACUACGGUUUGGUAACCACCCCACAGCUGCAUUAUAUGGUUUGCUGUCAAAACACUCAGGGUAAAUACGGUGAAGCCACACUGAAAGGAUAUUACAGCAAGCUCUGCCAGGCAUUCAUCCAUCUCACCAAGAAUGCGUCCAACCGCACAGAUGAUCAGAAGCACAUCUACGUUGAUGGCGCUAAUGGUAUCGGUGCCCUGAAGAUGCGUGAGAUGGAGAGUCACCUGAAGAAUGACUUGAGGAUUUCCAUCUUCAACGACGGAAGCAGAGGAAAGCUAAACCAUGAAUGUGGAGCUGACUUUGUCAAAGUGCAGCAAAAACCUCCCACAGGCAUUAAAAUAAACUCAGGAGAUCGCUGCUGUUCCUUUGAUGGCGAUGCUGACCGAAUAGUUUAUUACUACACCGACUCUCAAGGACUUUUCCACCUGUUGGAUGGAGACAAGAUAGCUUCUCUCAUCAGCAGCUUUCUGAAAGAGCUGACCACUCAGGCAGGACUGGACUUGGUGAUAGCAGUGGUGCAGACUGCUUAUGCAAACGGGAGCUCAACACGCUACCUAGAGGACACGAUGAAGGUCAUUGUUAGGUGCACUAAGACAGGAGUGAAACACCUUCAUCAUGCAGCCCAGGAGUUUGAUAUCGGUGUGUACUUCGAGGCAAAUGGCCAUGGGACUGUGUUAUUUAGUAAGGCUGCUGAGGAGAAAAUCCGGCAGCGAGCCGAAGACGCUAACAUAAAUGACGAGAUGAAGAAAGCAGCUCUGCUUCUGCAGAGCACCAUCAACGUCAUUAAUCAGACUGUAGGAGAUGCCAUUGCUGACAUGCUGCUGGUUGAAGCCAUUCUCGCUGUCAGAGGGAUGACAGUCAAGCAGUGGGAUGCCAUCUACAGCGACCUGCCGAACAGGCAGCUCAAAGUCAAGGUUUCCGACCGCAGGGUAAUAGACACAACAGAUGCAGAGAGGCAGGCAGUGAGCCCGGCGGGGCUGCAGGAGGCCAUCGACAGUCUGGUGAAGAAGUACAGACAGGCUCGCUCCUUUGUGAGGCCCUCCGGGACAGAGGAUGUGGUGAGAGUUUAUGCAGAGGCAGAUACGCAGGAGAGUGCUGAUGCUCUGGCACAUGAAGUCAGCCUUGCAGUGUAUCGCCUCGCUGGGGGAGUGGGGCAUGAGCCCAAACCAUUGCAUUAGAGCCACUUUCAUAAACUGUUAGCACACACACACACAAUCAGAUUUCUGAAUGCAAUACCAGUUCGUGACACUUUUCUAAAGCUGUAGUAGUGUAGUGUCUUUUUUUUUGUUUUCCAGGGAGGUGCAAGAUUACUCUUCUAAAGCUGUAGUAGUGUAUGUUUUUUUUUUGUUUUCCAGGGAGGUGCCAAAUUACUCUCCAAUUUUCAAUUGCACUCUGUACUUGACCAUGUAUUUCUUUGUGUGAUUACUGUUUACGUUUCACUCUUACAGACAGAAACAAUAGCGGGAAGUUAUUGUUUCUCAAAGCUGCUUUGGUUUCUAAAUGAGCUACAAUACUUUAACAUUUAUCUGGGUUUUUUUGAGUGUCAGUUUACUUAUUGUUAAAUUCCAACCUCUUUUUUUUUUUUUUUUUUAAUCUUCUUACUGUUAUUCUUUAGUUUUCAAAACAAUGAAAUAAAGAGUUCACAUGACGGUUGACAACAGUUACUUUCAUUUUUAUUAAUGACAUAAGGAGAGAAAGGAAAAAGUGUUUAUUCUGUAUAAGGGUGAGACAUUUGGUGUAAAUGGAAACCAAAACUAUGCUUUCUUGCUGUUUAUUUUAUUACUUAACAUUUUGUUUUAUACACAGGAUGAAUCUAGAAGCUGAUUGUUAGUUUGAAGCAAUCAGAGCAAUGGGACAAACUGAAUAUGAUUUACAACAAGUUUGUCUUGUUGCUGUUGAGAUUCAGCUUGAACUUCUAGGGUGAUUAAAAUGUUAAAGCACCUGAGUAUGGCAUAUGAUAAUUGCACAAAAAAAAUAAAAUAAAAAAA
Molecule: messenger RNA, 2570 nt
Organism: Cololabis saira (Pacific saury)
Lineage: Eukaryota; Metazoa; Chordata; Actinopteri; Beloniformes; Belonidae
Gene: pgm3
Product: phosphoglucomutase 3
Exons: 13
Coding region: 123-1760 (545 amino acids)
Biological process (GO): UDP-N-acetylglucosamine biosynthetic process; hemopoiesis; carbohydrate metabolic process
Molecular function (GO): magnesium ion binding; phosphoacetylglucosamine mutase activity
Source: RefSeq, a predicted model, not a curated record